Papaver somniferum (opium poppy) is the source of this 873-nucleotide messenger RNA. RefSeq lists its product as uncharacterized. Bases 1 to 873 code for a protein of 290 amino acids. The record is from RefSeq and is a predicted model, not a curated record. NCBI's taxonomy places the organism in Eukaryota, Viridiplantae, Streptophyta, Magnoliopsida, Ranunculales, Papaveraceae. The transcript is spliced from 2 exons.
AUGUCUCUUUCAAAGGUGAACUUCAAAAUCCUUGACAUAUCCGGCAAGAAUUAUUUGUCUUGGGUUCUAGAUGCAGAGGUACAUCUGGGUGCUAGCUCACUUGAUAAGACUAUUACUAAGGACAAUAAGGAGUCCCAAGAAUAUCGCUCAAAAGCAUUAAUUUUUAUUCGUCAUCACUUAGACGAAUCUUUGAAGUCCCAGUAUCUUACGAUGAAAAACCCGUACACUAUGUGGACAGAGCUGAAGGAUAGUGAAACUAUUACUGAUGCUGAUCUUUUGGAGAAGACUUACUCCACCUUUCAUGCUUCAAACAUUUUGCUUCAACAACAAUAUCGUGAAAGUCAGUUUAAGAAAUACUCCGAUCUUAUCUCUUGCCUUCUAGUAGCUGAGCAGAAUAAUGAGUUAUUACUCAAGAACCAUCAAAUCCACCCAACAGGUUCAACAGUUGCUCUAGAGAUGAACGCUACAGAAAGUCGUAGCAAUGCUCCUAAAAGCCGUGGGAAAGGACACGGACGUUGGUUAGGUCCUGAAAAGCCCAACAACAAGAAGAAGGCUGAUAAUAAUUCCUAUCAUCGGAAGGGGAAGAACAAUGUGUUCCCAAAACACAAAGGCGAAAGCUCACGAAGCCAUUCAAAGCGCUAUGAAUCUGUCUGUCGCCAUUGUGGUUCACCAAGGCACUGGGCAAAUGUUUGUCGUACUGCAAGGCACCUUGUUGAUCUUUAUCAGGCGUCUAUUAAACAAAAGGAAAAGAAGGCUGAAACCAAUUUUUCCCAAUAUGACAUACCAAUGGAUAUUGCCCAUCUUGAUAUUUCUGACUUCAAGAAUGAUGAAAAUGAGAUUGAAGACAUGGAUUCCUUCCUCAAGGAUAUCUGA